CCCGGUGAGGCUAUGGGUAAAAUGCGGCUCAAAAUUAUUUCCCCCCUGCAGUGAAGUCAUACCUAGCAAACCAACCAUGUCGACUGGGCUGUGCUGCGAGGCUCGGUCGUCCUCGCUUCUGACCCCUACUUAUGGGGCGAUCAUGCAUGGAGAAAUGUCCUACCUCGAAGGUACUGUACUUAUACCGACAUCUUCAUCCAGGCUGGGGCUUUACAUAUCGUUUCAACGUGACUGUUGCCCAUCAUCUUUAUUUGGGUUUCACGUCGGCAGAUCUCAACUCCUCCAGCAACAUCAUCGCUUCUCCAGUUCUCACACCUGAGUAGUCACUGUCGCUUUUCAGGAGAGCACACACACAACACCAGAUUCGAUUGUUACCCAACCAUCUUUCCUGAAGUUGCUAUACAAGAUAUCAAAAUGGCCACCUAUAAGAUUGCCGCCCCCGAUGAAUACCUUGCCAUCACUGGCAUGAACAUCAAGAAUGUCAAAAUCACAAAGGCAGCAUGGGUGUGGCCCUUUCAGCGCUGCAUGCGCUUCAGCGUGCAGCCGCACGACUACGCCAUGAACCUGCAGGCCAUGACCAAGGAGAAGCUCCAGUUCCUUUUGCCCGUCGUCUUCACCGUUGGCCCAGAUGUCAACCAGCGGGGUGCCAACACCAAGGGUGGAAACCAUGACCAUGAGGGCCACGUCACAGGAGCCGGCAGCGACGGGACGCCCGCGACGGUAGACGACCAUGUGCAUGACGACCGCCGCGAGGAUCAGGGGGACUCCCUCAUGAAGUACGCCAUGCUGCUGGCCGAUUCCGGUACCAACAAGGGCGACAACAACCGCCAGUUUCUCGAGAAUAUUGUCAAGGGCAUCAUCGAAGGCGAGACGCGUGUCCUUGUGUCGAGCAUGACCAUGGAGGAGAUCUUCACAGAGCGUGAGGUUUUCAAGCGUCGCAUUUUCCGCAAUAUCCAGAGUGAAUUGGACCAGUUUGGUCUCAAAAUCUACAAUGCCAACGUCAAAGAACUCAAAGAUGCGCCCAACUCGAUCUAUUUCGAGUCCCUCAGCCGCAAGGCGCACGAAGGCGCGACGAACCAGGCGCGCAUCGACGUCGCCGAGGCACAGCUCCGCGGAAACGUGGGCGAGGCCAAGCGCAAGGGCGAGCAGGAGCGCGAAAUCGCAAAGAUCCACGCCGAGACGGCCGUCCAGAAGACGGAGCGCGACAUUGAACGCGCCUCGGCCGAAGCCGUGCUCGCCACGCGCAAGACCGAGCUCAACCGCGACGUCGACAUCGCCCGCAUCGCCGCCACCCGCAGGACAGAGGCCCAGGACGAGGAGCUCAAGAAGGAGGUCCAGAUCAAGCGCGCCGCCGCCGAGAUGGAGCGCCUGCGCGCCAGCGACGUCGUCAAGGCCACCAUUGCCCGCGAGGCCAAGCAGCAGGCGGCCGACGCCAAGGCCUACGAGAUUGAGGCCGAGGCCAAGGCCAACUACGAGAAGCAGAGGCAGGCGGCCGAGGCGGGCGUGUACAAGAUGAAGGUCGACACGGACGCGGCCGUGUACAAGACCAAGGCGGACGCCGAGGCCCGCGCAUUCGAGGUCGAGGUCGAGGCGAAAGCCAACUUCGAGAAGCAGAAGCAGAACACCGAAGCGGGCGUGUACAAGAUCAAGGUGGACACGGAGGCGCUCGCGUACAAGACCAGGCAGGACGCCGAGGCGUGGAGCCACGCGACCGUCAAGAACGCCGAGGCAAGCCUGCAGAAGAAGCUCCGGGAGGCCGAGGGCAUGAUGGCCAUGGCUGAGGCCUACGCCAAAAUGAGCCAGGCCUUUGGCGGGCCCGCGGGCCUGCUGCAGUACAUGAUGAUCGAGAAGGGCACGUACGUCGAGCUGGCCAAGGCCAACGCCGAGGCCAUCCGCGGCCUGCAGCCCAAGAUCAGCGUGUGGAACACGGGCGCCGAGGCCGGCGUCGAAGGGGCGCAGGGCAUGGGCAACCAGAGCAGCGUCGCCACCAUGCGUAACAUCUACCAGAUGCUGCCGCCGCUCAUGACUACCAUCAACGAGCAGACGGGCAUCACUCUGCCCGAGUGGCAGUUUGGCCAUCUGGCUGGGCAGAUGUCGCAGCUGGAGCGGGGCGAGGCCAAGCCGAAUGGAAAGCCGUAAACAGUGAGGCAAGGCCUUGGUGGAUGGUGAAGGCCUAGGACGGUGGAGAUGAAAGCAUACCGCCUGGACGCUCCUGGCAGCAAGUCAUUUGUCGUGGGACUUUUGGUAUGGAAGGGCUUGCUAUGUAGACUGCGAAGAGGGUGGCGUUUAGGGUGGACUUCCCAGCAAUACCCAGUGACUGAUGUUUUCAUUCGUUGUUGUACACUAUAUUCAGGUACACUGCUUGCUUGGACUGGCAUCCUUGUUCUUGAUAGUCGUUUCUUUUGUCUUACCGCGCAAAUAUCCGCUAUAUUUAUCGUAAUCAUGAUCCUUACCUUACCUUAUUCAACAUGAAGUUGACGAGUGCAAUUGAAGCUGAG
Molecule: messenger RNA, 2498 nt
Organism: Parathielavia appendiculata
Lineage: Eukaryota; Fungi; Ascomycota; Sordariomycetes; Sordariales; Chaetomiaceae
Exons: 3
Coding region: 415-2139 (574 amino acids)
Biological process (GO): protein localization to plasma membrane
Cellular component (GO): plasma membrane
Source: RefSeq, a predicted model, not a curated record